Molecule: messenger RNA, 618 nt
Organism: Salvia hispanica
Lineage: Eukaryota; Viridiplantae; Streptophyta; Magnoliopsida; Lamiales; Lamiaceae
Product: UPF0481 protein At3g47200-like
Source: RefSeq, a predicted model, not a curated record
AUGCGGUCAGCAACAGACCUGGCGGAAGCCGGGAUCCAGUGUGUGAAAGGUAGGUCAUCUCAGCUGGAUCAGAUAUCAUUCGAUGGAGGAAAGCUGACGCUUCCGUCGAUAUUAGUGGACAGCUCCACCAAAACUAUUUAUCUAAACAUGAGGGCAUUUGAGUGGUUCCAUGUGAACAGGUGCGUGAAUGAGAAAGACAAAGACAAAGACAACUACAAAGAGGGAUUUCACGUGAUAGCGUAUGUGUUUUUCAUGGACAGAUUGAUCGACACCGCCAAAGACGUGAGCCUGUUGCACAAGCACCACAUCAUGCAGUACACGUUGGGCAGCGAUCAGAGUGUCGCAGAUAUUUUCAAUACAUUCUCGACGGACAUGAGUCUCGAUCCGGACAAUGAAUUGUUGAAGGUGCAAAAGAGAGUGGCCGAAUAUUACAGGAAUCCAGUGUCGGGGUGCAUAGCUUAUGCUAAGCGCAACUACUUCGCUAACACAUGGGUCACCCUAUCCAUCUUUGCGGCCAUUUUUCUCUUUGCCCUCACCAUUUCUCAGACUCUCUAUGCCGUCCUAGACUACCAUAAAUCCGAUGCCCCACCCCCACCGCCGGACUUCCAUAAACCAUAA